UUUUUCUGCUUUUUUCCAGGGGACCAACGAGUCAACCCGACGCGAGGGAGGCCCUUCCUUGCCUCCGGCCGGUGUCCCAAGUCUGAGCGCCUACCAGAUCUUUAUGCCUCAGGGUGGCAUACACCAAUAGCAUUCGCAGACGGACGAAGACUGCAGUUUCAGGAGUCGAUCUCUUCGUCCAGGGGUCCAUCGGCGGGGCGACGCCGAGGGAGGGUAGAGCAGUCCAGCUGUGAUGGGGAUCUGGGAAGAUCAUGGUUGUUCGAGGCGGGUAGGGGACACACCUGUGGUCUGUGGCGGAAAGCGGGAGGAACGUUUGCCCAGAUAGUUGGCAAGGUCAAGCAGGCUUGA
Molecule: messenger RNA, 348 nt
Organism: Colletotrichum tamarilloi
Lineage: Eukaryota; Fungi; Ascomycota; Sordariomycetes; Glomerellales; Glomerellaceae
Exons: 1
Source: RefSeq, a predicted model, not a curated record